Cucurbita maxima (winter squash) is the source of this 1168-nucleotide messenger RNA. RefSeq lists its product as uncharacterized. The record is from RefSeq and is a predicted model, not a curated record. The coding region runs from base 176 to 943 and encodes 255 amino acids. Lineage: Eukaryota; Viridiplantae; Streptophyta; Magnoliopsida; Cucurbitales; Cucurbitaceae. The transcript has 2 exons.
AUCUAUCCAGAUAUUUCUCCUUCUCUGUAGUCGCAUUUUCUCACCAGUUAAAGAACGAUCGGCUCUGUGGUGUAAACAUCUUCGUUCGCUCUUACAGAAAAACCAGAACAGAAAAUGGUAUUUUCUGUAUUGGAUUUCGUUUAAUUCUUGAAUUAGCUGUCGACUGUGUAUUUCCAUGGCUCUUCUCGCUCGUGCACCGGAAUUUUCCAUCGUCUCGAAGAUUAUCAGCCAGCCCAAUCCUAGAAAUGUUAAAGGCUUCAGAGUUUCAUCGAAUUUUGGGUCGAUCGGCGCUAAGGCUAUGAUUAAGGUUUGUUCGGAAGUGAAAGGUUCUGAAAUUGGUGUUUCGAAAUGGGAUCAGUAUGUAAAGCUGCACGGACAGUUUGCAACUCCAUUGAAAGGGGACUCCAAGAUGAGUAAAGAGGAGGAAGAAAAGCAGAAUUAUUAUGUGAAUAUGGGGUAUGCUAUACGAACCCUGAGGGAAGAGUUUCCGGAGCUUUUCUACAGGGAGCUUAGCUUUGAUAUAUACAGAGAUGACAUUGUAUUCAAAGAUCCUCUCAACACUUUCACUGGCAUUGACAACUACAAGUCAAUCUUAUGGGCACUACGAUUCCAUGGAAAGAUCUUUUUCAGGGCUUUGUGGGUCGAUGUUAUAGGCAUAUGGCAGCCGAUGGAGAGCGUCAUCAUGGUUCGAUGGACCGUUCAUGGCAUCCCACGAGUUCCAUGGGAGAGUCGUGGUCGAUUUGAUGGGACCUCCGAGUAUAAGCUUGACAAGGAAGGUAAAAUCUACGAGCACCGAGUCGAUAAUAUUGUUCUCAAUUCACCACCUCCCAAGUUUCGGGUUCUGACUGUGGAAGAGUUGGUCCAAGCCAUUGGCUGUUCAUCUACUCCUAAACCCACUUAUUUUGAAACGUCAUCUUCUUCUUCAGCUUCAAACGAAACAUAGCUCAGUCAAGUGAUGGAAAAAGUUUUGGAAUAUGGCUUGGUUAAUUGUCUGUUAAUAUGUUGGGAUGAUACUGUUUUAUAGCAUAAGGUGGUACAAAAAUUUAGUGCUGUGUUUGUGUGUAUAAUCAGGCUGUAAUUACUGUUUUACCCAUGUUUUCAUCUUAUGAGCCUUUUUGUACAAACAUUGUAAGUGAUAUAUACUGUGAAUUUGAAGGCCAAUUUUGUG